AUGGCUGUUGCGUCGAAUCUCGGGGACUUUGUCCAGCGGUUUCGGGAUAUCCAGCAGCAGAGGGAUGCUUCGGACCCGGCUGGCUCGGGACGUCCUGAUGUACUGCGACAAGCUCGAGUCGGCCCCUUUCGCCACCAAAGCCAAAAGCUCGCCGACGAGCUGCAAGACUGCAAACGCGAGAACCGCAAUCUGCAGACCCGACUCUCCGACAGCGAAGCUCGGGCCGACCGGUACGCAAGGCAAAACGAGGAGCUAAGGGGCCGCAACGGCUACGUUCUGGUCGCCAUCGAUGGCAACGGUCUGCUGUUCCGCGACCUGUGGAUCAAGCAAGGCGUCGAGGGCGGGAAGAAGGCGGACGCCAUCGCCGCCCACUGCGGCGCGCGCGCAGACGAUGUCGAGAUUGUCGCAAAAGUCGUGGCCAACUUUGGCGGCCUGGCCAAGUCGCUGGGGCGGGACCUGGCCGACGUCAGGGACUUUGCCCUGGGCUUCACGCAAGCCGAGGCUGCGUUUGACUUUGUCGACGUUGGCUACGGCAAGGACUGCGUCUCUUCCAAGGUCAAGGAUACCGUCAAGUGGCACAUGAGCAACCACAGCUGCAGACACGUCCUGAUGGGCAUCGCGCCCGACGCCGCGUACGCCUCGUUCCUGGACGACCUGGCCGAGCAGGACGGCAGGCGCCGGCGGCUCUCCAUCCUGCACGGCUCCCCGGCCGCGGCAGACCUCGCAGCCAGCAGCAGCAGCAGCAGCGCCAGCGCCAUCGCCACGACGGACCUGGGACGAGACGUCUUCCGCAGCGACAGGCUCGCCGACAGGGCCGCCGCGGCCUGGCCGACGGGCGCCUGGGCUGCCGGCCCGCGAACCGCCAGCCCCGCCAGCAGCCCCGGCCCGCGCGGCCUGGACGAGCCCAUCACCGUCAGCGUCGCCGCCCUGGACAGCGUCAAGAAGCGCCGGGAGGCGGACAGGCUGUGCAACAACCACUUCCUGCGGGGGCCGUGCGCCAAGGGCGACUCGUGCUUCUUUGUGCACGACUACAGGCCCAGCGGGGAGGAGCUCAAGGCCAUUGCCGUGUUGGCGCGGCAGAACCCGUGCGCCAGUGGGCAGGAGUGCGAUUCCGACGAGUGUAUAUACGGGCACCACUGUCCCAGCAUCCGCGACGGCCUCUGCAUACAUCCCCUCUGCAAGUUUCCCGAGGACGCCCACCCCCCCGGGACGAGGUUCAAGAACCCCAAUAUCAAAGCCAACUGA
Ustilaginoidea virens is the source of this 1245-nucleotide messenger RNA. RefSeq lists its product as uncharacterized. The record is from RefSeq and is a predicted model, not a curated record. Gene Ontology annotation, molecular function: metal ion binding. The coding region runs from base 1 to 1245 and encodes 414 amino acids. NCBI's taxonomy places the organism in Eukaryota, Fungi, Ascomycota, Sordariomycetes, Hypocreales, Clavicipitaceae. The transcript is spliced from 6 exons.